AUUUUGAAUUUUUUUUGACUGUUAAUUUUUCAAGCCAUUUCUUUGUUUUAUUCAAGUCUAGCACGCAGGUACAUUAAAUAUCCUUUAAUAUCUUAAAAACUUACGAGUUUCCACGCCUUAAAAUGCUCAGUUCAGUAAUACAAAAGUUCACCCCUUGCAGUUGAGCGGGAAAUUUUCAAAACAAAUAGUAAAAAUCAAUUUAAUUAAAUAUCUAGUGAAAUUAACAAGCCAAUCUUUAUGGAUAUAGAUUAUACGGAAGAUAUAGAUUAUGGUUUCAAUAAUUGUAAUCAGGAGCCGUUCGUGUAUUUGGAGGAAUUUGAUGAAUAUUUGAAUGAGCUUAAUUUAGAUUUCGUAUAUCCAUUUAUUUCUAAAAUAAUUAAUUAUGAGGACGUAGGAUCGCUUCUAGUGAUAAUCAGUGAUGAAGAGAUUGUGAAUAUCAAGUUUACAGUUAAUACAGCCUAUAAUGACAAAGUGACGUUAAAGAUCAAAAAAGCAUCAAAAUUUACAAACAUUUCAGGAGUUGACAUCAUUUCCGACCAAUUCCACACAUACGUUCAUGAUAAAAAUGGAGAUUUAUUCAAGUUUAGAUCAGCACAGUCGCUAGAUAAAGUUAAGCAUGACAACAUCCUUUAUUUAAGGUACUAUAAGUUCAUGGACAACAGCUGCUUUGUGAUGAUAUCAAAGGUUGAUUGUAAAAUAGCACUUUUCAUCUAUGACAAGACAUUUGAUAAGGAAUAUUCUGGAUAUCAGAGAUAUGUAGACCUAAUUUUACCUGAAGACUCCAUCCAAACUCUCGAAAAUGAGUUUACACUGCCUAAAAUAAAGGAAAACUUUACAUUUGCAAGCGAAAUGCUUUACAACAUUACAGAUAAUGACCUAGACGUAGAGUUCUUUAACUUCUUCCUUGGGCUGGAUGUUAAAAAUGACAAUAUUAGAGAUAUAUUCUUAGUUUCUAUGAACGAUAGGCUGUUCUUUGUAAAAUAUACUGGUACUUUUGAUGAAGAAAGAACUCAAAUGGAUGAAUUAAACCAAGAACCUUUACAGCUUGAAACUGUUAUAGUUUCCAGGGGAAAGAUUAAGUCCAUAAAAUACCUAAACAGUUCAAUCAUGAUUAUAGAUGAGUUUUGGGUCCUGACAAUAUUUUAUCAAUGCAUACGAACAAAUGUGAUUAAAAGAACUGAAAUAGCACUAGGUGAUGAAAUCACAUGUUUUGAAUUUACUGACAAACACUUGAUAUACUCAAAUCGAUAUAAAAUCAUUUUUAUGAGGUUUAUGAUAGCACCAUCGGAGCCAGAAAUUAUCGAAGUUGAUCUAAGUCUAGUCGCAACAUUUUCAAUAUCUCAAAAUAACGAAUUCUUAAUUGCCAUAGACAAAAAUAAAUUCUUCUAUUAUGUGCCAAUCCCACAUUCGGAAGUGCUAAAAGACAGCGAUGAGGAAAAAUAUGAAAAAUUCACAAAUGAUGACUUGAAAAAGUUUCCGGACAUUGUUAAAUAUCUCGAAAAUGCAGAACAAGAUAUUAAGGAACUGUCGGAAACAAUAGAGCAUGAAAGCAACAUGUUGAUUCUAUUGACUCAUCUUGAAGCGCACGAAAACCUGACAGCUGGAACCGCCAAAAUUAAAUAUUUGCCAUUUUUAACACAAUCACAGGAAAAUGAUAUAAUUUGUGAUCCAAUAACUCUACAGUCUGGACAUUCAUACAUCCGAAUUGUUAUUGAACUUGAUCGUAUUUUCUGUGCCUUUAAGUUUACAAUAGCUUUUUAUCGCUAUACAUCAUAUAAAGGCGUCCUUCUCAGACAUAUCGAAAUUGAGCCAAGAAAUGAAAAGACACAUUUUGCAAUUUAUGUACCUGAAGAGAUUGAUGAUCACCCAGACAACAAGUUAGAACUUUUUGCCAACUUUUUUGUCAAUAUAAAGGCUGAAUGUCACACAUUACAAUUCCCAUUAAGUAUUAAAGGAACUAAAGUAUCAACAUCGUAUACCAGUCGAAAUAACAUUGAAAUUGAGAAAUGUAUUAAGGCAUUAAAUAAACUAUUACAUGAUGAUAAAUAGAAUAACAUUAAGUUCCAAUUAUGC
Messenger RNA from Chironomus riparius, 2073 nucleotides. The record is from the annotation of a GenBank genome assembly. NCBI's taxonomy places the organism in Eukaryota, Metazoa, Arthropoda, Insecta, Diptera, Chironomidae.